Molecule: messenger RNA, 4076 nt
Organism: Esox lucius (northern pike)
Lineage: Eukaryota; Metazoa; Chordata; Actinopteri; Esociformes; Esocidae
Gene: cables1
Product: Cdk5 and Abl enzyme substrate 1
Exons: 10
Coding region: 383-2017 (544 amino acids)
Biological process (GO): regulation of cell cycle; nervous system development
Cellular component (GO): cytosol
Source: RefSeq, a predicted model, not a curated record
GUUCAUUAACGUGUUUACCAUUUGUUAUACAGUUGUUGCCUGUUCAGGUGGAUUUUUCCCCAAUUGUACGUAGUAAAGUAUCAGUUCCCACAACGUUAUGAACGCAGCUCUAAUGUCUAAAGUAGUCCGAAGGGGAGGCACAAGGAAAAGAAAAAAAAAACAACCCUUUCACAUGUAGCCUAUCACUGAAAGACUAUUGGUUCAUUUUCCCUCUGCUGCUACAAGCUCAACACACGUGACCAUCCUGUUUUUAGACAGUUUAACGCUUGCAUUUAAAAGACAAGACUUUUACAUUUGGUGCCUACAUCAGCACGCCUUACACACUUUUAAUGUCAUCUUGACAAAACCACUGCUCGCCGCUUCGAAUCGCUGGAAGCGGACCAUGGCGGCUGCCAUGAGAAGCAAUACAUCCACAACCACGCUUCAAAUUAAGCAUUCCAGUAUCGAGCAUACGCGGAAACGUAUUGACCCUCGUAGGAGACAAGCUGCUCUCUCUUUUCUCAGUAACAUAUCUUUGGAUGGUCGACCUGUGCAGGAUGAUGCCAACAAUCAGAUCGAAGAGGAUAAUUCCGUUGAGGCCAGGACUAGACAGAGCCUGGUUUCUGCAUCAGAGCGUCCCUUGUACGCGGCUGGCAUUGGCGCUGGAGCCGCGACCCCCACUGCCGCCCAGGCGCUUGCUAUUGCAAACCAGGCUCUGAUUGCUAACGCCCGUUUUGGGAUCGGACCGGCCGCUGCAGCUCCAGUAUGUACAGAUCCGGAAGGGGAUGCUUUCGGCCCGUCGAUUUUCAGUUCGCCCUUCUCUGCAGUACCAGCUGCGACUAGAGGCAGGCUUCAGACCUACACUCAGGGAGUUUUGCCUGCUGCAUUUUCCAGACAGGCUUCCCAGGGCUGCUGUCUGGAGGGAGGACAAAUAGCCAACUCCGUACUGGACCUGCAAAGAUCAAGACGGAGGCUCAUUUCUCAGCGCUCCUCGUUGGAGACACUGGAAGACAUCGAGGAGAACGCCCCACUACGCAGAUGCAGAACCCUCUCAGGUUCACCCCGACCAAAGAGCUUCAAGAAGGUCCACUUCAUCAAGAACAUGAGGCAGCAUGAUAUGCGCAACGGAAGGGUAGUCCUAAUCAGUGGCAGAAGAUCCUUGUAUAGUGUAUUUUCUGUCCUGCCCUAUCGAGAUUGUAGCCAAGCAGGGGAUGUGAAGCUGGAAAGCGGGCGUCAAAGACACCCUUCAGGCGGGGUCAGUGCCAAGGAGAUGGUUAUCGGGCUGGAAGGGGUGGAGCUGGGUGCCGACGGGAAGACGGUGUCGUACACCCAGUUCUUGUACCCCACCAACGCCCUGAGUAACGGCCGCAGGAACACCAUCGACUCCACGUCAUCCUUUUCUCAGUUUCGUAACACCAGCCAUCGCAGCCUCAGCCUGGGUCGGGCCAACAGCAACCAGAGCAGCAUGGACACAGGGAAUGAUCCCGGGGACUUGUUCCGGGACUAUGACCCCAAUCUGUUGGAUGAUCCCCAGUGGCCGUGUGGGAAACAUAAGAGAGUACUGAUCUUCCCCUCAUAUAUGACUACGGUCAUAGAAUAUGUUAAGCCUUCUGACCUGAAGAAGGACAUGAAUGAGACAUUCAAAGAGAAAUUCCCUCACAUACGGCUGACCCUCAGCAAAGUCAGAAGUCUGAAGAGAGAGAUCCGGAAGUUGGCCCAGGAGGAGUGUGGCUUUGAGGAACCCACUGUAGCCAUGGCAUUUGUCUACUUUGAGAAGCUGGUCCUCCAGGGUAAACUCAACAAGCAGAACCGCAAACUUUGUGCAGGCGCCUGUGUCCUGCUUGCCGCCAAGAUCGGGGGAGACCUGAAGAAGCACGAGGUCAAGCAGCUCAUAGACAAACUGGAGGAGAGGUUUCGUGUUAAUAGGAGGGAGUUGAUAGCCUUUGAGUUCCCAGUGUUGGUCGCCCUGGAGUUCAACCUGCAUCUGCCCGAGCAUGAGGUCAUGCCCCACUACAGACGUCUCAUGCAGACCUCCUAGCGUUGGUGACCUGUCAGGAGGUGCACCCACACCACGCCCUCCUGAUCUAGGACCAGGAGACCAACUUAAUGGACUCCCCAUCUCACCUGGCACCACCUCACUGCAGCGUACCAUGACCAGAUCUACUCCCUGCAGCCUGGAGGUCUAUCGUGUGUUGAAGUUUCAAAUACACUAGACGACAGGCCGCAUUCAUUAUGUACAUUUUUCAGAUCAAAACUUGAAUGCAGCCAAAGUGACACAUUUCACUUUGUAUUUCACAUUACAUUCUUACUUCACCAUUGUUCUCAGACUUUGACUACUUCAUUCUUCAACACUUCAACACAAACAAAAGUUAAUAAAGGGAGUAUCCGUUCCACUGAAUUUUUUAAAACCCUCUCCUUUUACAUUUUUUGGGGAGGUUUUAUGUAAUCUUUGGUCUAAGGCAUGCAAAUGAAUGCCUCAGAAGAUUUUUUGUAAUUUUUUUUUUGAUUUCUUUCAUUCUUUGUUUUUUGUUAACCAAUCCCUAUCAGCAUUACCCUUUUAUAAACUCAGCUUUUUGACUGCAAAUUACUCAGUUAUUGUACUUAAUGCAGUAUAUUAUUCUGUACAUUUAAGUACUUUUUUCUACCUAACUAGUGCUUGCUUUGGACAUUCAGUGACUGGGCCCUCUUUUUUUCAGUAGCCUCCUUUACACCUUGCGCUAACAUGCGAGUCUCGUGAUAAUCAAUAUGAUUCAAAAACUAUCUGAUCAAGGUUUGUCACAUCUCUAGAUCGUAUUAAAAGGAUUUUCAUACAUCUAAUGUGUCGACGUACUGACCAGAUUAACUGGUGCCUGCCUGUAUGCUAAUUUCUUUGACUGAUAUUCUUUUAAAACAGUAUUUAUUUUCUGAGCACUGCUGAUGCCAUAAGUCAAUUGGGCUCAGUAUAAAUGGUUUUAAAAAGUGUGACCAUCCAGAUCAGCUUACACAUGAUGGAUAUCCAUAUACAUUGCAUGUCUCCCAAGAUAGUGAUCUCAGUCAGAUUACAUUAUAUCAGAUUACAUUAUUUAGAUUGUCGGCACCAUUCUGUUUUAAAGUGUGCAAUUACAAUGUUGACAAGAUCAGGACAAAUAGGUAUAAAUGGGCCUAUGGUGUAGUCUCCUGUGCUCUAUGUUAGAGAAUAUUACUGGCACGUUUCUAGUGCUAAACUGGAGUUGUUGCAAAGGUAUUGGAAGCAUGAUGAUGCCACUGAUACACAUCUGAUAUUGAUUAGCAUCAUCAUUAUUUUCUGUCAAUACCAGACCAAGUGUUUGAAAUGGCAGGUGAUCAUAUCUGUCAUAGUCACAAUAUGAUUGUGCUUUAUAUCUUUUGACUAAUGGUUUCAAAGGUCACUUUUGGAAUGUUAUGGUAUGCUAAUGCUAUUGUUGUGACAUCUUAGCCGAGUUUUCUUGAAAAACAUAAGUAUUGUUUAUUUUAUCAUGUUCUGUAUUUUUUUUUUCUUCACUGACUCACAAAAAACAAUUUUAAGGAUGUUAAAUCCUUUUUUCAUUCUCCUCAGACAGCCUCACCCUCAGGGCUAGAGGUUUUUAAAUUACCCAUUUAAAAAAUGUGGGUAGCGGUGUUAACCCUAAUGUUGGCUGUAUAUUCUCAAUCUGAAGUUAACCAUAAAGAUUUUGAUGCACCAAUAUAGAUUGAUACUGAACUAUGGCAAUCAGAAACACAUUAAAGUUGGCACAAAUAUCUAAAUUGACAUAUAAUAUAUAUGUCAAUUUAGACAUAUCUAAAUUGACAAUAUUUUGAGAUUUAAUUGAUGAAUUUACAGUAGCCUAUGUAUGCCUUCUGCAUACAACACAUUGAUUAAUGUAGUGGUGCAUUAGUGUUUGGAAAAGUUGUAUUUGACUUUAAACUGAUGGCUAUGAUUAAUAAAAUUACUGUGGAAGAUAAUUUCUGAAAAGCUGUUUCUAUUUACAAGCCCAAAGAUUUUGCUGAAGAAAAGUUAUACGCAUGGCCAGAAAGCUGAUGGUCAACAACAUCCAAAUGCACUUAUGUUUGUAAAUAUCCUGCUUUGCUUGUUCAAUAAAAACAAGAUUCCUCAAAUAUGG